Molecule: messenger RNA, 521 nt
Organism: Cryptomeria japonica (Japanese cedar)
Lineage: Eukaryota; Viridiplantae; Streptophyta; Pinopsida; Cupressales; Cupressaceae
Product: LOB domain-containing protein 24-like
Exons: 2
Coding region: 1-471 (156 amino acids)
Source: RefSeq, a predicted model, not a curated record
AUGACGAAAGGAAGGAUGGCCCCAAAAGCCUGCGCAGCUUGUCGAUCACAACGCAAAAAAUGCUCAGAUGAAUGUUUGCUGGCUCCUCAAUUCCCUUCCGAUGAUAUGCAGAGGUAUUUGAUUGUGCAGAAAGUGUACGGAUUCAACAAUGUCGUGAAAAUGCUCAAAGAUAUUAAACCUGAGCAAAGACAAGAUGCAGUGAAUAGUUUGGUGUAUGAAGCCAAAGCCAGAAUGGAGGACCCAGUAAAUGGGUGUGCAAGAACAAUUCAUCAACUGCAGAAGCAGAUAGCUGAGCUGGAAUCACAGUUGGCAGCCAAGCAAGAAGAGAUCAUGAAUAUGCAUUUUGCAUGCGAGAAGCUUCUAUCUCCUCUCACCGUUGAAUCUGUUGAUACCACGUCACAACAAAUUGAAUAUAGCAUGUGUGACGAGGUGGAUCCAAUGAUGUUGUGGGAACCUCUAUGGGCGGUCUAAAUUUAAUAGAUAGCAAUUUGCUAUCUGGACGGAUAUCACUCCUCACUGUU